Messenger RNA from Plasmodium adleri (nom. inval.), 2016 nucleotides. RefSeq names its product conserved Plasmodium protein, unknown function. The record is from RefSeq and is a predicted model, not a curated record. The transcript has a single exon. NCBI's taxonomy places the organism in Eukaryota, Apicomplexa, Aconoidasida, Haemosporida, Plasmodiidae. The coding region runs from base 1 to 2016 and encodes 671 amino acids.
AUGAAUAACAAUGAUUAUAAUAAUAAUAAUAUGAACCAUUUGAAUAAUAUACCGAAUUUAAAUAUGUCCAUUCCAAACAAUGGGAAUACAUUUAUGGAUAGUAAUGGCAUUCUUAUGAAUAAUAAUAAUUCUCAACAAUAUAAUAUGACGUCAAGUAAUUUAAUUCAGAAUAGUACUUUUCAAAAUGGAUAUAAUGGAAAUAUGGACUUGUCAAAUAUAGGGGGUUCUAAUUUAAAUGUUAAUCCUAUUAUGAAUAAUGUAUCGUUUCAUACAUUUAAUAAUAAUAUGGAUAAUUCUUAUAAUAAUUUACAAGCUUAUAAUAAUAUGCAAACAUAUAACAAUAAUAAUAUGCAAACAUAUAACAAUAAUAAUAUACAAACAUAUAACAAUAAUAAUAAUAUACAAACAUAUAACAAUAAUAAUAAUAUACAAACAUAUAACAAUAAUAAUAAUAUACAAGCUUAUAAUAACCAAUCUAAUUUAUCAGCGUCACUUAAUUUUAAGUCCACACCAAAUUUAUUUUCUGCUGAAAAACAAAAUGUUUCCAUUUUUGGAAACAGAUCAAGUAAUACUCCACUGUUUCGUAAUAAAUCUGUGGUAGAAAAAAAAAAAGAAAUAAACAAUUUCAGAUUUAGUGAUUAUGUUAGUAAAGACAAAUCUAUUUUUGGUAAUAGACUGAAAGAGGGUAAAUCUCUUUUUUCUAAUGCCAAAGGACAAAAUAAUAUUUCAUCAUAUAAUCCUAAUAAUAAUAAUAAUAAUAAUAAUAUGAUGAUGAUGAUGAAUAUAAAUAAUCAAAAUGAUAAUGGAUUAGCUAGCGUAAAUGCGAAUUUUAUGAAUUUGGGCGGAGGAAUCUCAAAUAAUAAUUCAGCAUCUUUUAUGUAUAACCAAACAAAUAAUCAAAAUAUGAACCUAAAUAAAAAUAUUAAUUAUGAUAUAAAUGGAAGCAAUAAUUUUAUGUAUAAUGAAUUUAAUAAUUCUUCAACUGAUCAUUUAAAAAAUGUUGCAAUGUAUAAUCAAAAUAUAAAUAAUCUUAAUUAUGUAGAUAAUAAUAAUCAGGUUUUUUGUAGCCAAUUUAAUGAUACUAUAUCAGCGAAUUUACAAAAUUAUUCCUCACAGCCAUUUGAAAAUAAUCUUCAACACUUACAAGAAAAAAAUCAGAAUAAUUUAUUAUCAUCAUUCAAUACAACUAAUACGAAUGUAUUAAACUAUGAUAGCUCUACUCAAUAUAAUAAUAAUAAUAAUAUCUUAUUACAUGGAGGAAACUCAUCCUUAAUUAAUCAAACUAAUAAUAUCAAUAAAAACGGUAAUCCAUUAGAUAUGACAAACAAUUUUUCUAAUAACAAUCAUAUUAAUUCAAACGAACCAUUAUUCAAACCAGAAAAUCAAAUAUCGAGUAAUAUAAAUUUAAAUAAUAUGAAUCAAGGAAAUACAUUAAAUAACAAUGAAAUGUUAUUAAAUAAUAAUAUGAAUGAUAAUAAUUUAAAUAACAAUGUACAAACAAAUAAUGAUAAUGCUGACAAUGUGUUCAAUCAAACAGUAUAUACAAAUGAUGAUGAAAUAUUAUUCGAAAAACAAUAUAGAGAAAGUUUUAUAAAUGAUCAAAAACUUACAUUCUUUAAUGAUAAAUUUUUAAAAACUUUAGAACAAAUUAAUAAUAAUAAUCUUAAUAGUUAUAAUGAAAAUAGAUCUACUAUAUAUGACUUCCCAUCUUGUGGAUCUAUUAAUAAUAGCUUGUUCUAUAUAAAUGCUAUUGAAGAGUGCAGAAAAGCAGAACGAUUUGAUGUUUCAGAUGAUGUUUAUCAUAAAAUCGUAUCAUUAAAUAAUACAAAUGAUAUGACUGUUAUCAAAAAUAUUGACAAAAAUAAAAAAAUCCAUUCAAAAGAUCUGGAUUUAGAUAUAUAUUAUCCAUUAUUGUAUGUAGAAAAAAUCAAAUUUAGGCAACCAAAUCAUCAAAUAAAUAUAAGUUUAUCCAAUGUGGAAAAUUUUGAGCCUGGUAAUAUACCCUCAAACAUAUAA